Tupaia belangeri chinensis (Chinese tree shrew) is the source of this 1988-nucleotide messenger RNA. RefSeq names its product chromosome unknown C2orf81 homolog (gene CUNH2orf81). The transcript is spliced from 4 exons. Lineage: Eukaryota; Metazoa; Chordata; Mammalia; Scandentia; Tupaiidae. The record is from RefSeq and is a predicted model, not a curated record. Bases 98 to 1909 code for a protein of 603 amino acids.
GCUCGGGGGUUGCCGAGGCGACGGUUAGGCGGCGGCGGCCGGGAAGGCUGAGCCUCGGAGGUGCGGAGACAUCCGCGUCUCCACAACCGCGGCGGCGAUGUCGCACGAGGGCUCGAGGCAGGAGAGGCAGGUCCGAGAUCGCGGGGUGACCAGAUCCAAGGCGGAGAAGGUGCGGCCCCCCACUGUGCCGGUACCACAGGUGGACAUUGUGCCCGGGCGCCUUAAUGAGGCAGAGUGGAUGGCGCUCAUGGCUCUGGAGGAGGGCGAGGACGUCGUGGGGGACAUCUUGGCGGAUCUGCUGGCUCGAGUGAUGGACUCCGCCUUCAAAGUCUAUCUGACCCAGCAGUGCAUUCCAUUCACGAUCAGUCAGGCCCGAGAGGCCAUGCUGCAGAUCACCGAGUGGCGCUUCCUGGCUCGGGACGAGGGGGAAUCUGCAGUAGCCAAGGACCCCACGUGGGGUGAAGACGAGGAGCCCUUGGCAUGCACCACGGACUCCUGGGCGCAGGGCUCCGUGCCGGUGCUGCACACGCCCGCUGCGGAGGGCAUGGACGAGACCCUCCAAGACGAAGAUCCUUUAGGAAAACCGUGGAUAGAGAGAGACUCCCAGGAAGAGGCGGAAUCUCAGGAGCUGAGAGUCACCCCAGGCCCCGUGCCCACCGCAGAGCUGUUUCAGGAGGCAGAGCCCGGAGGGUCUUUCGAGGAACCGGUCGACCAGAUGAGGGACCCACCCUCGUCGGCCGGGUCCUUGAGCGCCUGCUUCCAACCGUGUGCGGAGGGAGCGCCUGCGGACAGCCCUCCUACUCCUCCGGAGCUGUCCCGGUUAGCCAGUCCCCAGGCCUCGACCCCGAGUGGGCAGUUCCUCAAGUCUCAGUUGUCGCUCGAGGACCUCCGCUAUUGCACGUCCCAACCAGACGCGGCUGGGGACCGACCGGAGCUCAAGACUGCGGGAGCGCCGUACGUCGCCUCGGGGGUGUCGGCAUCCGGCACCUCUCUGGGCGACCCCACUCAGAUCAGCCCCUCAGCGUCCUUCCAGUCGCAGCAGCCCGGGGGCUGGAAUGCAUGGCCGAGGACGCCUCACCCCAGGCCAGGUCGCAAGCCUACGGUGGCUCGUCUGGACCCCGCGCGACUCCCGCGCCACUGGGUGCGCCCCCUGGCGGAGAUCCUGAUCCCAGACGAUGCGGGGCCCUUGGAAUCUUACCGCUGGCGCCCGCAGAGCGGGAAGACCGAAGGCCGGGACACAUCCCUAGGCUCAGACGCGGCCGCCCCGGUCUCCCCUGAAGCGUUCGUGCCUCUUAGGCUCGGGGUUCCUUCCCAGCGUUCCUUGGUCAAUGGCUCCGGACUGCAGUUCCACACUGUAAACUUAGGCCUACCGUCACCACCCUUCAGGUCCAAGAUCCCGUUCCCCAGCUCCGGGCUCCGCUUUCUCGCCACGCACCGGGCGCUCCCGGCUCUGCCCCACAGCUCCAGUCCCAAGCAGUGGCCCAGCGCCAAGUGGCCCAGAGGCUGGGAGGCCGAGGCCGAGCAGUUGUGCGAGCUUUGGGCCGGCCGCACGCGCGUGCCCCCGCAGGGCCCGAGGCCCACUGAGGAGGGCCAGGGUGCACGUGGGCGGGCCGAAACCCCACCCCACGUCCUGGCGCCCACGUCCCAGGUGCUCUGGAAGCCUUUGCUGCUGCCAGAGGCCGUGAGGCUGACUCCUGGUGUGAGCAUGUGGAGCCCAAACGCCCAGGUGCUACUUAGCUCGGCUGUGCCCCCACAAGAGAACAAAGACGGCUCCUGUUCGCCCUCUGAGCAGCACCCCAUCCAGACCAGUGCUCCCAGGCCCCAGGUGACCAUGGCGGAGCUGACUGGAAACUCAUCCCUCAGAGCCUGGUUGCUCCCCUCCAAGGCCUCGCGCCAACCUAAGCCCUGAGCCUCUGGCAGCGAAAGCUGAACUCCUCUCUACCUGCCUGCCAGAAAUAAACACCUGAGUCACCUUAGGAAUUGGUCUG